AUGAAGCCAGAGGCCGGAACUCAGGCUCAAAAUGGGACCAAGCAGGGACCAGCAGAACAGAAUGGCCCGGUAGGAAAGGGGACUCCCCAGAGCCCUGAUCUCAAAACCAAGCUGACCAACGAGACCCAUCUACGCCGCUUCACCGAGAACGUACUGGACUCCCGGCAGCAGGAGAUCGAGAAUCGAGAGACUGAGAAGAGCAAGCUCUCAGCAAAGGUUGAAGCCCUAGAGAAGAAACUCGCCAGCGCCCAGAAGCAGCUCUCCGAAUCCCGGAGGGAAACCAAGACCAAGGCGAAGCAGCUACAGGAUGCCCAGGAGCAGAUUUUUCGUCUACAGCCCAACAGAAAGGACAUUACUGAGACUGAAGCGAGGGAAGCCUACAAGAACUUGGUAGGAAACGUUCAGCGGUGGGUUGAGAACCGGGUCAAGGAUAUCCUUGAGGAUCUGGAGAGUGGCCGUCUCAAGUCGAGAACAGUUCCCCCAGAGGCGUCACGCUUCGUUGCCCUCCUCAGAGAGCAGUCGAGGCGUUGCCUGAAUGCUGACCAGUCUGAUGAGUAUCACAUAAUGGGGGCCAUCAUGAACUACCUGUACCUUGCCUUGUUUUCGAAAUCAUUCUAUUGUCCCCUGGAUGACACGGAAGAGGAUGGGACGCUGAUGUGGCUCGAUGAACUUCAAAGCACCAUGUCUCGACUUCCAAGAGACGUUGCCCCUGGAUUAUUCGUCGAGAGGCUUGAGGAGGGAAAGAAGGGGGGCGUCAAAGCCGUUGUGAAACCCACCGUCCUCGUCAACAACACAGAGGGUGAAGUAACCCAGGCGCCAACCGUGAUGAGAUGGCUAUGGGACAAUGCGGCGACACCACAAGGUCCCAGCCGAAGCGUGGCUCGAGGGCCCGCGAGAAGUAAGAACCCCCGUUCCGGUCACCUUUCCAAGCUCUGA
Molecule: messenger RNA, 936 nt
Organism: Fusarium vanettenii 77-13-4
Lineage: Eukaryota; Fungi; Ascomycota; Sordariomycetes; Hypocreales; Nectriaceae
Exons: 2
Coding region: 1-936 (311 amino acids)
Source: RefSeq, a predicted model, not a curated record